Messenger RNA from Plutella xylostella (diamondback moth), 681 nucleotides. RefSeq names its product NADH:ubiquinone oxidoreductase subunit ASHI (gene ND-ASHI). Lineage: Eukaryota; Metazoa; Arthropoda; Insecta; Lepidoptera; Plutellidae. The record is from RefSeq and is a predicted model, not a curated record. Gene Ontology annotation, cellular component: respiratory chain complex I; mitochondrion.
AGAGUUUGACAGUUGUCAAAAGUAAAAUCAAAAAUAGAGGAGAGGAGAGGGCAAGAAAUAGAUAAUUUCCUUUUCCUUCCACAAAAAUGGCUUUUGCUUUGGUGAAAAAAGCCAUUAUUGCUAACCCGCAAGGCCUGCGAAAGACAGCAGGCAUUUUCUGCAAUGCCGCUAGAAACCAUUGGAAUUACCAAUAUAAGCCUGGUGCAUACCCUCAAACUCCUGAAGAACGAGCAGCCGCCGCUAAAAAAUAUGGGCUGACCAUUGAGGAAUACCAACCUUAUCCUGAGCAUAUGGGUUAUGGUGACUACCCCAAGCUCCCAGACAUUGGAGCUGACUCGAAAGACCCCUACUACCCAUAUGAUUCACCAGAAUUUAAAAGAAACUUCAAUGAACCUAUUCAUAUGAGUGCUGAAUUAUAUGGUGAGGACCGCUAUGACAUCAGCAUGAGGCCCCGCUUCUCCCUGCUGCACCAGUGGACAUGGUUUCUUGGCACUCUUGCUGGUUCUUUUGCCCUAUUCUUCUUCUUGGAAGACUACAAAGUUGGUCGCCCUGUAACUGCCAAACAGUACCCAUGGAAUGGACCACACUAUGAGUUUUGUACUCCCAAAUCCGAAUAAAUAUUUAUGUAGGAUGAAUUAUGUAUUUUAGUUAAUCAUUAAAUAAAAUCUUUUGGUUGCAAAA